AUGGAAUUUACAAAAAAUCUUAUUUCUUCGCUUGGAACAUUGAAAGAUUUUAAUUCUUCAUGCAAUUUACGUACGUUUACACUUCGAACAUCUAAUCUUUCAGAACCAUUUAACAGAAAUAUUUUUAUUAAUGAUGAAUCCUCAACAAGAAUUAUUGAAAAUUUUACACAUUAUAUUAAUAAUAAUAAUAAUUUUACUUCUAUUGUUAUGGUUCAAGACUUUGAAGUUUCUUCAAAUAUGUGGCAGUUAGCUCAUCUAGGAUGUAAACUCUCUUUAAAUAUUAAAGUAUAUUACAUCUUGCAUUCCUCCUUACUCAAUCCAAGUUUAGAAGUGAUAGGCCUUGUCAGAUACAUGUCAAAUCAUGGUACAUACUUAAUUGUUCUUACUUGGUUUGAUUAUCAUAGUUUAAUUCAUACAUGUGGAGUUGAAGAAAAGAAAAUUUUACAUAUUUCAUAUGGAAUAUCCAUACCAAAGUCUUCGAAAAAUUUCAAAUCAGUUGAAAUAUUAUCAAAAUAUAAAGAUACAGAUUUUGUAUUGCUUUCAAUUAUUUCAAAUCACCCAAAUAAAGAUUACAACCGAUUAAUUCUCAAUCUUAAAUCCAUAAUUUCAAAAAUUCCUAAUUUUUAUCUAUUAAUUAUUGUUCAAGAAUCUCUUAUAAUAAAUUCAAAUCUUUCUCAAGCAGUGAAAAAUGUUCAACUUGAAGAUAAAGUGACGUGGACAAAUAAAUCUAUGUCGACAAAUGAAUUAGAUGCCCUAUAUAAACGAGCAAACGCUUAUAUUUCAGUUCUUGAUAAAACGAUAUUGACUUUUGUCACUUUAUUAAAUGCUAUGUCAUAUGGUUUACCUAUUAUUUCAACACCGAAUAUAUUUUCUCAUGAAAUUUUAAAUGAUAAUAAAGGUCUUAUAGUUUCAUUUGACGAUGAUAAAGUUAUAACAGAAUCAAUUAUCACAUUUCUAAAAAAUCAGACACGAAUGAAAAUGUUUAGCAAGAAUGGUCAUGAAUCAGUGAAAAAUUGGACUUGGGACAAUAUUGCUAAACAAUAUACGCUUCUUUUUAACAACUCUUUGAAACAUGCAUUAAUCGAUGAUCCAUACAAAACGGAAAUGUAUUGGAAUAAUACUGGCACAAUGAGUUUCGAUGGUCAAAAUAUGUUCUCAUCUCUAGCCAAAGAUAAAGCUAAACCUGGUAUUUAUACAAUAUACUCAGAUUCUUUUCUUCAACUGAAUGGAAAAGUUAACAAUAAGUAUGAAAUCGAAUUUAUUGGGUUGAAAACGCUGAAUCAAUAUAUCAUCCUGCAUAGACAUGAAGGAAUCGAUGAAUUUAAUUUUAAUAAAGAAAAUUUCACGUGUCUAAUCCAAAUUGAUUAUAUUAAACAAAGAAUAUUUUUUGCAUCAAAAAAUAUCAAUCUGGAAAUUUUAUGUACGAACAAUGAAAUAAAAAUAUCUUUUUCAAAAAUAAAUAAAUUUACAAAUGUUUUUGGAUUGAUUGGUUCAACUAUUGGAUUCCGCAAAGAAAAUACGAACACUUCAAAAUGGUUUAUUCCUGGACCUGAUAUAUUUUCACAUUCUUGCGAAGGACAAAGAUUAUCUAUAUUGGGAGUUAAACAUAAUGCUUUCAUUUUACCUGAAAAUAUUCUACAAUGUUCAGAAGAAAAAUCUCGAAAAAUUAAAUUAAUCAUGGAAGGUCGCUUUUUUGAAAAAAGUGGAUUUUCUUCUGUUAAUCGUAAAAUGUUCUUAUCAUUAAUCACAUACAAAAAUUUAAUUAUCUCUAUAGAACCGAUUGAUAUAGAAGUGCGUCCAGAUGAAACAGCUUUCGAAGCGUUAUUAGUCUAUUCAUUCUUCCUCCGUCAAUAUGCUUAUAUAGAAAAAUACAGAAAAUCAAUUUCUAAACAAUUAUUUUCUAAGGACAAGACAAUAAUAUUUAGAAAUGCUUGGCCACCAAAUUUAGAAGAUGUAUUCGAAGAAGAAAUACUAAUACACCAACAACCAUGGGAACUGCAUGCGAUUCCCAUUGAUUGGCUACGAUGUUUUCAGAACAAAACUGAUGAAUUAUGGGCACCAAGUGAAUAUGGGAAAAGUUCAUUUAUAGCAAAUGGCAUAGAUAAAAACAAGAUUCACGUAUUUCCUCAUGGUAUAUUCGUGGAAAAGUUCAAUUUGACAUUAUCACCAUUUCCAUUAAAUACGAAAAAAACUUUCAAAUUUUUAAGUAUUGGAGGAGAAGUAUCUCGAAAAGGAUUCGAUGUAUUACUCCAUACAUAUAAUGCUCGAUUUUCAAGUAAAGAUGAUGUUACAUUAAUAAUUCAUUCAAUUUAUGGCGAUUCUUCAGAAGAUGUACUGAGAGAAUUCAAAAAGAAUCCAUUAUCUCCAGAAGUAAUUAUUCUACGUCAUCAGAUGACUGAUAUGGAUAUGAUUCGAUUAUACAAAAGUGUUGAUGUUUAUGUUGCGUCGUAUAGAGGCGAAGGUUUUGGAAUAUCAACACUUGAAGCUAUGGCUGCAGGACUACCGCCUAUUGUUACAAAAUAUGGUCCUGCAUUAGACUUUUGUCCAGACGAAUGUGCUUAUUAUAUAGAUGCAAAAGUCACCGAAUGUUUUAGAAAUCCUUGCGGAAAAAUGAGUGUGUUUGGAUCAAAAACUGCAAUACAAGCAAUGUGGGCAGAACCGAACAAUCAAUCAUUAUCACAAAAUAUGUAUCGAGCAUAUACUAAUCGAACAGAACUUAGAAGAAAAUCUCAAAUAUGUCGAAAACAUGCAGAAUAUUAUACUUGGGAUAAAGUAGCAGACAAAAUUUUUAAAAGACUAUCUCAAAUAACUCAUUGA
This is a messenger RNA of Adineta steineri, 2817 nucleotides long. Lineage: Eukaryota; Metazoa; Rotifera; Eurotatoria; Adinetida; Adinetidae. The record is from the annotation of a GenBank genome assembly.